Panonychus citri (citrus red mite) is the source of this 2331-nucleotide messenger RNA. Its product is annotated as carbonic anhydrase-related protein 10-like. The record is from RefSeq and is a predicted model, not a curated record. Lineage: Eukaryota; Metazoa; Arthropoda; Arachnida; Trombidiformes; Tetranychidae. The transcript is spliced from 9 exons. Bases 624 to 1655 code for a protein of 343 amino acids. Gene Ontology annotation, molecular function: carbonate dehydratase activity; zinc ion binding.
CAGAAUUUAGAUUUGAUGUUGUGAUGUCAAUAAGUUUUAUCGCCAAGUUUACAUCUCGUAAACUUUUUGUUGGAGAAAAUUUUAUCAUCUGUUGGUCAACAAUUUGGUCCAGUUAAUUGUCAUUGAUUAAACAUCCAUUGUUAUGAGCUUUUGGUGAUUAGUAUCACCAUUGUAAUGACCCAUAUUUACAGUGUCUAAAUUGACGGUGGUAAAAAAAAGAGGCACCUUGAUUAUCUCUUCUUUGAGUUUCUUUUGUCACUUUUUCAACUGCAUCAAUUGUAAGCUCAUGGUGAUGAAAAAAAAGAUAUCAUGAUGCUGAGCAUACUCUCAUUGAGUUUUCAUGAACAAAAAGUUUUUCUUUUCCACCUUAGAUCCUAUAUUCCAUGAAACUGAAUCAGUAUCUAUCAUGAAUUACUCCGAUGAGCUUGAUGCUAAGUUUUGUCUUCUAAUUUUUCACUUUCGCCAAAGAUUCAGCGCUUCUAAAAAGUGAUCUUCUAACUCGACAUAUCGGAUAGUUCAGUAGCGAUCAAGUUUUGCAAAUUGUGAGCUUCAUAUUCAUAAGAAUUUGUAUCAAAAAAAGUUCUCCGUUUCUUCAGUUAAUCAAGAAGGAAUCAGCGAUAACCAUGACGACCUGGUGGAUAUUUAAAUGGUUUCCAUUAAUUGUGCUCCUCCAAUUAUUACUAGUAAACUUUUCAUUCAGUAAUUGGGAUGACUGGUGGACAUAUGAUGGGAUAUCGGGACCCGAUUUUUGGGGUUUACUUAACCCAGAAUGGCAUUUGUGCUCCAAGGGUAAAAGGCAAUCGCCGAUAGACAUCAAACCACCUCAACUACUUUACGAUCCUUCACUUAGGCCUCUUCACAUUGAUCCAAACAAGGUUAUUGGUGUUCUUGAAAAUAAUGGACAUGGAAUAAUAUUCAAGGUCUCUGAACAGACUGAACUCAGGGUUGAUGAUAAUCUAGUCGAGGAAUCAUCUGUACAUAUAGAGACCACACCAAGUCGUGUCCAGUUAUCGGUCAAUAUAACCGGAGGUCCACUUUCAUAUUCUUAUUCAUUCAAUGCAAUCUAUUUACACUUUGGACGUACCGAUAAUCAUGGUUCAGAACAUUCGAUAGGUGGCCAAUCAUUUCCUGCCGAGUUACAAAUAAUUGGAUAUAAUUCAGACUUGUAUCAAAAUAUCAGUGAUGCAUCAAACAAAGCCAAUGGACUUGUAGCCAUUGCAUUAUUAAUUCAGGUUGGUAAUAGCAGUAACAUGGAGCUCAAUCAUUUACUCAGUCUUGUUCAAGGGAUAAAAUUUCGAGGUCAAAAUGUUACGGUAAAAGGACUUUCAGUUGGUGACCUUUUACCUGAACGAGCUCAUUAUAUGACCUAUGAAGGAUCGUUGACCAUACCAGGAUGUCAUGAAACCGUUACUUGGAUCAUAGCAAAUAAACCAGCAACAAUUACACCCAAUCAGCUUUUUGUCCUCAGGAAAUUGAUGCAGGGUGAAUCUGACCUGCCCAAGGCUCCGCUCGGUAACAAUUAUCGCCCAUUGCAGCCAUUGAAUUCAAGGUUCGUUCGGACAAACAUUGACUUCCGCCGUAAGCCGGGGGAAGAUUGUCCCACCAUGAAGAAGAAUAUGCAUUAUCAGGUUAACGUUAAGCAUAUCAAGAUAUGAGAUUAUCUCAGUUGGAAAACUUUUUCAAUGGUCAAGCUUGAGGUGGAAAGAUCAUCAGGAUGAACGGAACUUUUUCCCAUUCGAUGAAAUUUGAUUACAAUUAAAGUGCCUCCUGAACAAUGUUCAAAUGUUGUUCAAUCUUUUCAUUAGGUCAGAUCGAUACUAAUUAAGUUUCGUUCAUCCUUUGGUCUUUGGUCAUUGUGCUUUAUACAUUCAACACUCAGUAAAUCCAACAAAUGGAUGAGAACCAUGUGGUCAAGCUAAUGGUCAACAAUGUGAAUUGAAAGACAAUCAACUGAACAUUUCGAUAAGUGGACUUGAUGUAUUUCUGUUUUGUUUACCUUUUGAGUAAGAAAAAAAAGUGAAGAAAUUUUUUUCCAUUUCAAACUGACCACUAAGUUGGUUUGCUGACCAGCUCAAUGGAUAUUGUUGGUUUUGUUAAUCAUCAUCUUCUGUUGGUCAUCAUGAUCACCGAUAACAAUAAUGUGACUUUAUUUGAGUUAAAUUUGAGUAAAAAAAGUAAACUAAUAUAAGUGUAAUUUAAUUUAAUUGCAUUAGCCAUUGUCCAUCUAAAUCAAUAUCAACAUUUGACCAAUAACAAUGUAAAAGUUAAUUAAACUUUGACAAUCUUUUUAGCUGUAAUAAUAAUUAUGAUAAUAAUAAAAUCAUUUUCACU